GCACUUCGAAUCUGACUGUUAGCGAGCACAACUGAAGUUUGGAUACAUUUUUGAUAGCUGAACAACAAAAUCCAACUAAAUUCUCCUCUGAGCAUGGACAGCCCACUGAAACAGCGCACGAAACCAAGGAAGCUUCACAAACCCAAGCUGGACGAGGAUCCAUCUCAGACCGUCGAAUACAAAAAGGAUAUCAUCGAUGAGGUAGCGGAUCAGUCAGAGGUGUACGAUUACAUGAACUAUCCCAGCAACAAGGCGAAGGGAAAACUCUCAAAGGGCGUAAAGCCUCUGAAAAGUGUCACAUUCAAGACGGUGGUGGAGCUGGUGACCUAUUCGGAAAACUGGAAGAUGAAGAUGAGCGAGAGCAGGCUGCGCACGGAGGAGGAGCAGCUCAAGCACUCCCUGAAACGUCGCAACUACUGACGAUCGCCGCUGAAAUUAUUGUUUAUUGUAAAGAAAUAAAUUGUUAUGUUCUGGUAAAAACUAUUUCAAGCAAGACUUGCACAAA
Drosophila teissieri is the source of this 505-nucleotide messenger RNA. RefSeq lists its product as uncharacterized. The transcript is spliced from 2 exons. Lineage: Eukaryota; Metazoa; Arthropoda; Insecta; Diptera; Drosophilidae. Bases 94 to 420 code for a protein of 108 amino acids. The record is from RefSeq and is a predicted model, not a curated record.